Molecule: messenger RNA, 2076 nt
Organism: Dendronephthya gigantea
Lineage: Eukaryota; Metazoa; Cnidaria; Anthozoa; Malacalcyonacea; Nephtheidae
Product: glucose-6-phosphate isomerase-like
Exons: 21
Coding region: 205-1881 (558 amino acids)
Biological process (GO): glycolytic process; gluconeogenesis; glucose 6-phosphate metabolic process
Cellular component (GO): cytosol
Molecular function (GO): glucose-6-phosphate isomerase activity; monosaccharide binding; carbohydrate derivative binding
Source: RefSeq, a predicted model, not a curated record
CGACGGUACAGCUGACAGCUACCCAGAAACACCAUUAGCUACCAUUAGCUGCCAUAGUUUAGGGUAAUUUUUGGGUCAUUUUGGUAAUUUUUUGUCACAAGCAUUCUGAGUGGAUCAUGCUUGAUUUCCUUUCAAUUUCAAUCAGUGACUAUGAAUUGAUUAAUUAACUUCGGUUAUAUAACAUGUCAAACAUAAUUGUCAAACAUGGACGAUAGUGGAAGGAGAUUGAGAGACGAUCCAACUUUUAAAGCUUUGCAAGAACACUAUGACGCAGUUGGAUCAAAGAUUCACAUGAGAAAGCUGUUCGAAGAUGAUUCGAAACGUUUUGACAAAUUUAGUUUGUCAGUGGCUACCUCUGACGGGGAAAUACUCUUGGAUUACUCGAAAAACAUAAUUACAGAGGAAACAAUGAAACUUUUGUUUGAGCUGGCUGGAAGUAGAAAUGUUCUGGCUGCUCGGGAAAGGUUAUUUUCUGGUGAAAAAAUAAAUUUUACUGAGAAACGAGCAGUUCUUCACGUGGCUCUUCGUAAUCGUUCCAACACACCCAUUCUUGUUGAUGGAAAAAAUGUAAUGGAUGAUGUCAACUCUGUUUUGGAACAAAUGAGAAAGUUUUGUCAUGCUGUUCGUAGUGGGGAUUGGAAAGGUUUCAGUGGGCAAAAAAUUACGGAUGUUGUUAACAUUGGUAUUGGAGGAUCUGACUUGGGUCCAUUUAUGGUUACCGAAGCAUUAAAACCGUAUUCUAAAGGUGGACCUUCUGUUCAUUUCGUAUCAAAUAUUGAUGGCACGCAUUUGGCAACAACCUUGGAAAAACUUAAUCCUGCAACAACACUGUUUAUUGUGGCCUCGAAGACUUUCACGACCAUUGAGACCAUCACAAAUGCAACGUCUGCAAGAAAAUGGCUGUUGGAUACUGCUGGAGAUAAAUCAGCUGUGGCUAAGCAUUUUGUAGCCUUGUCAACGAAUGCGGCAAAAGUGAAAGACUUUGGAAUUGACGAGAAAAAUAUGUUCACUUUUUGGGAUUGGGUUGGUGGCCGUUAUUCAUUAUGGUCAGCGAUUGGCUUGUCAAUUGCAAUAAAUAUUGGCAUGGAUAAUUUUGAAUCACUGUUGGCUGGUGCUCAUUUUAUGGAUAACCAUUUUCGCUCAGCUCCUUUGGAAAAGAAUAUUCCUGUUAUUCUUGCACUUCUGGGUGUCUGGUACAAUAAUUUCUUUGGCUGUCAAAGUCAUGGUUUAUUUCCAUAUGACCAGUAUUUACAUCGAUUCGCAGCAUACUUCCAGCAGGGCGACAUGGAGUCGAAUGGGAAAUCCACAACUUCAUGUGGCACUACGGUUGACUAUUCAACAGGACCAAUCGUGUGGGGAGAACCUGGCACUAACGGACAGCAUGCUUUUUACCAAUUGAUUCAUCAAGGAACGAAGGUAGUUCCGUGUGAUUUUAUUGCUAUGGUUGAAACUCACAAUCCCAUUUCUAACGGAUUACAUCAUAAGAUUUUACUGUCAAAUUUUUUGGCUCAAACAGAAGCUCUCAUGAAAGGAAAGACACCAGAUGAGGUAGCUAAAGAACUUGAGGCAGCUGGGAUGAAUAAGAAUGAUGCUAAAGAUUUAACACCUCAUAAGGUUUUUCCUGGUAAUCGCCCAACAAAUUCAAUUGUUCUACAGAAACUUACACCACUCUCAUUAGGAGCCCUUAUAGCUAUGUACGAACACAAGAUAUUUGUACAGGGCAAAAUAUGGGACAUAAACUCAUUUGACCAGUGGGGCGUGGAGCUGGGAAAACAAUUAGCAAAGGUCAUUCAACCAGAGCUGGAAAGUGAUGUUGCAACAAUGCACGAUUGCUCAACAAAUGGCUUGAUCAAAUUUGUGAAAAGUCAUUCGACUGCCUAGUAGAAUCGUAGAUUCUGGGUCAAGAUUGCUGCUGACUUUGUCUUUAUUUAACCUGUCUCGUUCUUACUGUGCUAAAUUAAGUAAUACAUCGAGUUUUAUGAUUUAUAAAUCAUAAAACAAGACUAGUUAGACUACAAUUUAUUCUAAUCACUUUAUGUCGAACUUAUUACAAUUAAAAUUUCUUUAGUAAUCUUA